UAACAUAGAAAGAAGAGAGCCAAUAAAGGCUCUUCUUCUUCUUCUUCGUCAUCUCCUUCAUAAUGGCCGGAUCAGCUCUGCCACUUCCACCGCCACCGCCACUGUCGUUCCAAUCUCCGCCGCAAAAUCAAACCCGACAUUCUUCUUCCUUCUCACCGCCAAACCUCACUCCCCAAACGCCUUCCAUUCGUUCCCGCCUCAGCAGAAUCUGCCAAGAUGGUAACCCACAACUCGCACGCCAACUAUUCGACGCAAUUCCCAAACCAACCACUGUUCUAUGGAACACCAUCAUCAUCGGCUUUAUCUGCAACAAUCUGCCUCACGAGGCUCUCCUUUUCUACUCCCGGAUGAAAAAGACGGCACCUUUCACCAAAUGUGAUCCUUACACUUACUCUUCUACACUCAAGGCGUGUGCUGAGACCAGAAACUUGAAAGCUGGUAAGGCCGUGCAUUGCCAUUUGAUUCGUUGUUUACAGAACUCAAGCAGGGUUGUGCAUAAUUCUCUGAUGAAUAUGUACGUUUCGUGCUUGAACGCUCCUGUGAGUGAAUUGGAUUCUUCUGAUUACGAUGUGGUGCGUAAAGUUUUCGAUAAUAUGCGUAGGAAGAACGUUGUGGCGUGGAAUACGCUGAUUUCUUGGUAUGUGAAAACAGAGAGAAACGCAGAAGCGUGUAGGCAGUUCGCGAUUAUGAUGAGAAUGGAGAUUAAACCGAGCCCGGUUAGCUUUGUCAAUGUUUUCCCCGCGGUGUCGACUUCGAGAAGCAUUAAGAAAGCUAACGUUUUUUAUGGUUUGAUGCUUAAACUGGGUGAUGAGUAUGUGAAGGACUUGUUUGUGGUGAGUUCGGCUAUUUCUAUGUAUGCCGAGCUUGGCGAUCUUGAAUCAUCACGGAGAGUUUUUGAAUCUUGCGUUGAGAGAAACAUCGAGGUGUGGAAUACAAUGAUUGGGGUCUGUGUUCAGAACGAUUACCUUGUUGAAAGUAUCGAUCUUUUUCUUGAAGCAGUAGGAUCAAAAGAGAUUGUGUCUGACGAAGUAACGUUCCUCUUGGCAGCAAGUGCUGUUUCAGCUCUGCAGCAAGUGGAAUUAGGCAGGCAGUUUCAUGGUUUCGUCAGCAAGAAAUUUCAAGAGCUACCGAUUGUGAUAUUUAACUCGUUGAUGGUGAUGUACUCGAGGUGUGGCUCUGUGCACGAGUCAUUUGGAGUCUUCGAUUCAAUGCGAGAGAGAGAUGUUGUAUCGUGGAAUACUAUGAUCUCUGCAUUUGUCCAAAAUGGCUUAGAUGAUGAAGGAUUGAUGUUGGUGUACGAGAUGCAAAGGCAAGGGUUUAAGCUUGAUUCCAUAACUGUGACUGCUUUGCUUUCGGCUGCGUCAAAUCUUAGAAACCAAGAGAUUGGGAAGCAGACUCAUGGUUUCCUUCUCAGGCACGGGAUUCAGUUUGAAGGAAUGAACAGUUACCUUAUCGACAUGUAUGCUAAGUCAGGUCUAAUUAGGAUCUCACAGAAGCUUUUUGAGAGAAGUGGUUAUGCUGAAAGAGAUCAAGCUACUUGGAAUUCUAUGAUUUCCGGGUAUGCUCAGAAUGGACACACAGAGGAAACGUUUGUUGUGUUCAGGAAGAUGUUAGAACAGAACAUCCGACCCAAUGCUGUUACUCUGGCAUCGAUUCUCCCUGUGUGUAGCCAAAUAGGUAGUAUCGACUUAGGUAAACAGCUCCAUGGUUUCUCUAUCAGGCAAUACUUGGAUCAGAACGUAUUUGUCGCUUCUGCCUUAGUUGAUAUGUAUUCAAAGUCAGGAGUGAUAACGUAUGCAGAAAACAUGUUUUCUCAGACGAAAGAGAGAAAUUCUGUGACAUACACCACGAUGAUAUUGGGGUAUGGUCAACAUGGAAUGGGUGAGAGAGCAAUCUCGCUUUUCCGUUCAAUGGAAGAGUCGAGAAUCAAACCCGAUGCGAUCACCUUUGUUGCAGUGUUAUCAGCUUGCAGCUAUUCCGGUCUAGUGGAUGAAGGUCUCAAGAUAUUCGAGGAAAUGAGAGAAGUUUAUAACAUUCAGCCUUCGAAUGAGCAUUAUUGCUGCAUUACAGACAUGUUAGGGAGAGUAGGCCGGGUUAAUGAAGCCUAUGAGUUUGUUAAAGGACUUGGUGAAGAAGGAAAUGUAGCUGAGCUAUGGGGUUCAAUUCUUGGGUCGUGUAGACUACACAAUGAGCUUGAUCUCGCUGAAACUGUUUCAGAGAAGUUAGCUAAAGUAGAUAAAGGAAAGAACUUUUCAGGGUAUCAGGUUUUGCUAUCGAAUAUGUAUGCUGAGGAGAAAAAUUGGACGGGCGUUGAUAGGUUGAGGAGAGGAAUGAGAGAAAAGGGUUUGAGGAAAGAAGUUGGUCGUAGUGGGAUUGAGGUUGCAGGUUAUGUAAACUGUUUUGUGUCUAAAGAUCAGGAGCAUCCUCAGUCUGAUGAGAUAUACGAUGUAAUCGACGGUUUAGCUAAAGAUAUGAGAGACGGCGAUUCGUAUCUGACGUCAUUCCCAACUGUUACUCCAAGUUUUGAAUUGGAUGAGUGAAGGAGAAUACCAGUAACUCUUUAGCUCUCACAGAGUAUGGAUAUAAGAUGCGAGGAAAAGUGAGAUGUUUCAAGGCCUUAAAAGUGGCAAUUCUUCUACCUAAUUAGCCAUCUCUGGAUCUGAUCCCUGAGAGAACUUUACCAGACAUAAAACAGCAGAUGGAGGUUUUAGACCAUUCUUUGCCACACAUUGUACAGUUUGGUCGUUGUAUCCAAUAUUACAAGCCGAUCAUGAAGAAGGCAGAGUAGAAACUGGGACAAAAAGAGUUGUAAACACCAUUGUAGUUUCCUUUCUCUCAUCUUCACUCUAGGCCAAUUCUUUUGUAAACGGAAAUAUUAUAAUUAUUAAAUUUUCAUAAUUUAGAAUAAA
Molecule: messenger RNA, 2909 nt
Organism: Eutrema salsugineum
Lineage: Eukaryota; Viridiplantae; Streptophyta; Magnoliopsida; Brassicales; Brassicaceae
Product: pentatricopeptide repeat-containing protein At3g22150, chloroplastic
Exons: 2
Coding region: 63-2540 (825 amino acids)
Biological process (GO): RNA modification
Molecular function (GO): RNA binding; protein binding
Source: RefSeq, a predicted model, not a curated record